Messenger RNA from Ictalurus furcatus (blue catfish), 2099 nucleotides. RefSeq lists its product as uncharacterized. Lineage: Eukaryota; Metazoa; Chordata; Actinopteri; Siluriformes; Ictaluridae. The record is from RefSeq and is a predicted model, not a curated record. The transcript is spliced from 6 exons. The coding region runs from base 756 to 2099 and encodes 447 amino acids.
GGACGUGCUGACGUUGUGCAAGGGAGAGGUCAGGAGCAGAUUGUGCGUCUUCUAAAAGACAGAAGGACGUUAUGUCGGGAGAGGAAUGCAGAUGUGUGAUCGCUUGGGGACGAUUGAGUAGCGAAUGUUUUCUUGGUCCUUGAGUGACCUUGCUUAUGGUUUAUACUGUGUACGAGUGAAAGAAGAGAGUGAUUGAAGUGCAUCGUGGUGUUUAGGUAAGAUAUUGUGUUUCCCAUUCCCCUGUCUUGCUUUAUAUGUUGUGACUGAGUGUACGCCUUAUUUGUUUAUAGUGCAACCUAUUGUAAAUAUUACUUUCCUUGGUAUGACGAAAGCUGUAGGGGUUGUGUGCCAUUUAUUUUUAGUCUGUCUUUUGUUCUUUGUUUUGAACCAGCUAGGGAGUUAGGUUAGACUCUGUAUUAUAUUUUGAAGUACCUUUUCUGUUGUUAGUUAUUUAAAUUGAUACGGGUCAAGAUAGCACCUGGUUUGUUUAUUAUUUUGGCCUUGCCCAGCCCUGAAGAGAUUUGUUUUCUGAGUGAUUCUGUUUGUUCUGGGAUUAUUUCCUUCUUGCAGUCAUUAAAUUGGUAAAGUAAUCAAAGAGUUGAGUGAAACGUGUGUCGACCUCAUUUUUAUUAUUGAGUUAUAUUAAUACGUUUUAUGUUACACGUCGACCCUAGAUUGAGAUCGUAAUAUAAAUUGGGGCUCAUCCGACCCUGUAAAAAUCAUCUGUGAAACCCUUCUUGUGGCUGUACGUAGGAAUGGGGUUCCUGGGAGGAGAUGUAACUAUUCACAAUGAAACUCAGUACAAAUGGACCGUCUGCAUCGAGUCUCAGGAGCCAUGGCCUAAGUCUGACGUUUAUAUAACAUUCACAGUUGGACCCUAUGGAAAAAAAGUUAGAAAAUUCUUUGUUCCUAUCACCGCAAUCAGAACGAUCUAUAUCAAUGUGAAGUAUGGCGACUGCUCAGAGAGAGACUGUUACAAAAAUCCACAUUUGUGGUACAGGAUGGAUCCAAAAGAUGACCCAUCUUUCACAAUUCGAGAGAGUGGAGACCACCAGCAAAUACAUCUGGACUGCAACAUACAUUAUGAGAGGAAGAAAUCAACAUGCCCAAAUUAUGGAAAAAUUGAAGAUGAUGCCCGAGAAGAAGAGGAGCGACGCAGGCGAGAAGAAGAGCAGCGACGUCAGGCCCAGCUUGAACGUGAAAGAAGAAUUGAGGAACAGAUUAAAAGGGAAAGUGAGCUCACUGCUAAGAAACUUUCACAAGCCACAGAGACACUGAAGCAGAGACAGAGGCUGAGAGGCCAUGAGGUCCACCACCAAACUCAUAUAAUGCAACAGCCACUGGACGCUGAAAUUGAAAUAGAUGAGGUUCCAGAAAUAGAGAAGAAAUUCAUGGAACUCUUGUUUGAAUAUCAAAUCACUGAAGAUGAAGACUCAGAGGAGACAUUAGCAGACAGAAUGAAAACUCUGCAAAAUGAGUUAAUGGUGGAGUUCUGUAAGAAACAUAAUCUGUCCAGUAGCUGUGUGUUUUCUUUCAACACUGCAGUUGGUUAUGAGACUCUGCCUCUACAUGAUAGACUGUCAGUACUUGAGGCAGUAAUGCGUUUAGUUCUUGAGGAGAAUGAAGAAGACCACACACAAAAACACGAACGGGACUUCCUCUUGGAUCUGCUUGAACUGUUGCAAGAUGAUCAUCCAUCGCUUGCGUUUAAUCUUUUACAGAGCAUUCUUCAAACUGAUAUGCAACUGUCUACACAGAGUAAAGAAAUUCUGUGUCAGAUUGCAUUCAACAACACAUGGAAACUGCCAGAAGUAACAGAUUUCAUGAGGAAUCAUUUUGGCAAAGACAAAGAACAAGUGCAGUCAAUACUUCACAUUGCACAGACAUACAAGCUGGAGUAUGGGAGCGUCUUUACUGCUUUAGGUUCAGCUGAUCCCCUCAGAGGGUUAAAAAGCUAUGUUGACAAAGAGAGACACAAAAAUGCUGAUACUGUUAUUAGUGAAAUGCGUAAAGCCAACUACCCAGAGAAUUGGCCUCCAGCAUUUGGAGCAAGUCCUAGCAAGCAUCUGGGCCAUGAUAUCUGCAUGUCGACCAAUUGA